Molossus molossus (Pallas's mastiff bat) is the source of this 889-nucleotide messenger RNA. It is a transcript of the gene FTL, whose product is annotated as ferritin light chain. NCBI's taxonomy places the organism in Eukaryota, Metazoa, Chordata, Mammalia, Chiroptera, Molossidae. Gene Ontology annotation, molecular function: ferric iron binding; ferrous iron binding. The record is from RefSeq and is a predicted model, not a curated record. Gene Ontology annotation, cellular component: cytoplasm. The transcript has 4 exons. Gene Ontology annotation, biological process: iron ion transport; intracellular iron ion homeostasis. The coding region runs from base 214 to 741 and encodes 175 amino acids.
CCGGCCAUCGCCUUGCGCAGUGCCCUCGGUGUCCCCCGGAUCUGUCUCUUGCUUCAACAGUGUUUGGACGGAACAGACCCAGGGACACCCCCUCUUCCAGCCUCUAACCACCUUCCAACAACCUCUUCUUCAAGCACCAACUUCGGAACCGCCUCAGCCUCCGAGACCAGCCCACACCGUUGUCUGACCUUAACGCCUUACUGCGGAACCACCAUGAGCUCCCAAAUCCGUCAGAACUAUUCCACCGAGGUGGAGGCUGCGGUCAACCGCCUGGCCAACCUGCAUCUGCGGGCCUCCUACACCUACCUCUCUCUGGGCUUCUAUUUCGACCGGGACGAUGUGGCCCUGGAGGGCGUGAGCCACUUCUUCCGCGAGCUGGCGGAGAAGAAGCGCGAGGGCGCUGAGCAUCUCUUAAAGCUGCAAAACCAGCGCGGUGGCCGCGUUCUCUUCCAGGAUGUGGUGAAGCCUUCCCAUGAUGAAUGGGGCAAAACUCAGGACGCCAUGGAAGCCGCUUUGGCCUUGGAGAAGAACCUGAACCAAGCCCUUUUGGAUCUGCAUGCCCUGGGUUCUACUCGUACAGACCCUCAUCUCUGUGACUUCCUGGAGAACCACUUCCUGGAGGAGGAGGUGAAACUCAUCAAGAAGAUGGGCGACCACCUGACUAACCUCCGCAGGCUGGCUGGCCCCCAGGCUGGGCUGGGCGAGUAUCUCUUCGAAAGGCUCACCCUCAAGCACGACUAGGAGCCUUUGGAGCCCAGAGGUCUUUGAGGGGCCCCUUUGCAUUCCCCUGGUGUCUGGCUUUUGCCUGAGCCUCUCCCUGAAACCACUAGCCAUUCCUUUUACCACCCUGGAGCCCUCUCCCAUGCCUUGGACCAAAUGGAAACAAUAA